Molecule: messenger RNA, 5251 nt
Organism: Chara braunii
Lineage: Eukaryota; Viridiplantae; Streptophyta; Charophyceae; Charales; Characeae
Source: the annotation of a GenBank genome assembly
UUCAAAGUUGAAAAUUUUUUUUUCUGCUUUCGGUGAUCAUUCGAACUCCAAGGGAGGUUGGGAGACCUACCGAACUUGCAAAAAUCGGGAUUUUUUAUUUUCUCGAAAAUUUUUUUGCAAAGUUCAAACUUUUCUACUUUGAUUAGUGGCUCCUUAUCUAAGUGUGAGUUGGGCGAUCAUCCCACCCACCCCUCCCCACCUAUGUUGUUGCCAUCUCUUGCCAUAUCUGCUCUGUGUGUCUCCGGGUACCCCUUGGGACGGCAUUGGUAAGUUGCCACGUCAGCGGACAACGUCAGCAGGCCAUGUCAGCAGACUACGUCAGUACGUCAGUAGGCCAUGUCAGCAGACCACGUCAGCAGGACACGUCAGUUGUGCCACGUCAGCAGCAAGGGAUACCACAUCAGCAGGCACCGGUCUGGUCUAUGCUGUUGCGUUCACAGACAGCAGUGAUGGACCAGAGGGCUGGGGAAACAGACGAGGCCUAUCAGGCCCGCAUGUUAGCCUGGAGUACCGAGACAAAGAAGCGAGCAGAUGACGCUGCAGCGGCAGCGAAGAAGAGGACAGAGGAUGCCGAGCAGGCACGUCUGUUGGCAGUUGAGCAACAACGCCAGCAUGACGAGGCAGCAGCACGGGCUGCCGAUGAAGAAAGGAACCAGCGUCGCGAGAAGAUAUUUAUCGGAGAGCGGGCGUUACUUACAAUGGCAGCGGAAUGGCGGACCGAGGCCGAGAAUAGCCAGUUGGAGGACAGCGCAAACAAGAUAGCGCUCCUCCUCUCGCAUCUCAUGGACCUCCUAGCAACCUGCAUUACACAGCAGGCGGAGAUCCUUGGUCUCGACAACUCGGUAGCUCAUCUCCAAGACCGCCUUCAGCGGUUGGAGCARCGACCAGCCGCCGCCGCCGACGCCGGCUCUUCCAAUACUGCCGACCGCCUCACCGCAUUGGAGAUGCACAUCAGCUCCCUCCAGGACGGCACACAGUUACAGCAGACCACGACGCAGCAGUUGCAGCAGCGGAUCUGCACUACUGCCACCACCUCGAGUCCGGAGCCGCACGAGUCCACUCCAAAGUUCGACGGGCAGGAGAUCUUCUGCGACUCAAUGAAGACAGAUCCGAUUCCAUGGUUCCGCAAGUUCGAGCUCACGCUGCAAUUGUCCAACGUCAAGGAACACAAGCAUCACGCCUACCUGUACUCUCGCUCAGGGGGCGCGUGCCAGGUUUGGUUGGACAACCUCCUGUCCAAAUACGGAGUAGUAGCAACCGAUUUGCACACCAUGAUCAGUUGGGAUGAUCUGAAGGCAGCGUGGCACAAGCGGUUCCAGGUGGAGCCGCCAGAGAUCAAAGCCAUGGACAAGCUUAUGGUCUUCGAGCAAGGCUCGCUGCCGAGUACGGACUGGAUCGCCGAGUACCAACGCUUGACGUCAGUCCCAGACAUCCAGAUAGGCUUCAAGGCCAUCCGCCACUACUUCAUCUCAAGGUCAUGUCCGAUAUUGAGCAAUGCCCUGACGCAUGUCGAGGACACCUUGACGACGACGGCGGAAUUAUUCGACAAGGCUGCGCAGAUCAUCGUUACAAACAAGGAGGCCAAGAACCUCCGUUCAUCUGCGUCAGGCCCGAGCGGGAACCAGCAUCGGCCACGAGUGGCCGUGGUCGCAGCGGCAGCGCCGUUAGACCAAUCCAGCGAGGCUGUGUCUGCCAGUGAAGGGGACAGAUUCGCAGCCGCCCGGGAAGGUGGCCGCGCCGGCAGAGGCCGAGCACUUAGCGCUCAUCUUCACACUUACCUUUCCUUCUAUGCACCACCAACUUCGUCGAUGGAUGACGAGGUCACGGUGGGGGACAUCCUGGCAUAUACUACCAAGGUGGCCCGCGAGUUUCGCACGGAGCGGUACGAUAACAACAACGCACCGCUCAUGUAUGUCCGCAUCCAGGUUGGACAGGCGUCCUGCAGCGCUCUAUUGGAUAGCGGCGUGACUCGCAACUUCAUGAGCCUGUCUUUUAUGCAAAGGGCUGGCCUUGGCGCUCAGGUUCGGAGGAAGGCAAACUCAACGGCGAUCAAGUUGGCGGAUGGUAAGACGCAGCAACUUCUCGACCGUUACAUCGAGGCCGUACCGGUCUACUUCGCACCUCAUGCAUGCGAACCGGUAACAUUCGAUAUUCUCGACACGGACUUCGACAUCAUUCUGGGAAUGCCUUGGUUUGCAAGUGCGGAUCACACAGUCAACUUCCAUCGGCGGACUCUUAGCGUUCGCGACGCCUUCGGCGCGGAAGUGGCGUGUACUAUUCCUCUACCGCACCCUUCGAUCCGGUGCCAAGUGGUGACGGCCAAAUCAUUCCGGGCAACUUGCGCUUACGAGCAGCCCGAGGAGAUCGGCCUACGUUUCCUUGGGACCGUCGCGGUAGCCGACUCUUCACCCACGGACUUAUCUUCGGACCCCCGUGUGGUGCGGUUGCUGGACGAGUUCGCCGACAUCUUCGAGUCACCUACCGGUGUGCUGUCGGGUCGGCCGAUCUCUCACGAGAUCAUUCUUGAGGCCGGUGCUGUGCCGCCGAAAGGUUGCAUCUAUCGGAUGAGCGAGGAGGAGCUUGAGGUACUCCGCGCACAACUCGACGAUUUGUUGGCCAAGGGCUGGAUCCGCCCGAGUAGCUCCCCAUACGGAGCACCAGUUCUCUUCGUCAGGAAGAAGAACAAGGAUCUGAGAUUGUGCAUCGACUACCGCAAGCUCAACGCGCAGACUGCGGCUAUGACCAAUGAGUUCCGUGCGAUGUUGGACCAGUUCGUGCUGGUCUACUUAGACGAUAUUCUCGUCUACAGCCGGUCAUUGGAGGAUCAUCCGGGGCAUCUUCGACGAGUGUUGGAGACGCUCCGCCGUGCCAAGUACAAGGCCAACCGCGACAAGUGUGAGUUUGUCCGGCAGGAGCUGGAAUACUUGGGCCAUUUUGUCACACCGGAGGGCAUCAGUCCGCUAUCGGACAAGAUUCAGGCCGUCCAAGAGUGGCUGGAACCUCGGAACGUCACAGAUGUCCGCUCGUUCCUCGGUCUUACCGGCUACUAUCAGCGCUUCAUCAAAGGCUACUCCAAGAUCGCGGCCCACUUGAACAAGCUUCAGUGUGAGGAUCGGUCGUUUGACUUCGGAGAGGAGGCACAAGGAUCAUUCUUCGCUCUCAAAGCCGCGCUAUUGUCUGCGGAGGUCUUGCGAAUCUACGACCCGCUCGCGCCUACGCGUGUCACUACGGAUGCGUCAGGCUAUGGCAUUGGUGCAGUCCUCGAGCAACAUGAUGGUGUGGACUGGCACCCGGUCGAGUACUUCAGCAAGAAAGUGCCCCUCGUGCAUUCCAUUGACGAUGCACGCAAGGAGUUCCUCGCCUUCGUCCACGCGCUCAAGCGGUGGUGGCACUUCCUSCUUGGUCGAAGCCAAUUUCGMUGGGURACGKACAACAAUCCGUURGUCUUCUACAAGACCCAAGACACCGUCAACAGCACCAUCGCUCGAUGGAUGGCUUUCAUCGACCAGUUCGACUUCUUUCCCGAUCACAUUCCCGGGAAGUCGAACCGUUUUGCGGAUGCUCUUUCACGGCGUCCGGAUCACUGUACCGCGGUCUACUCAACCUUCGAGAUCGACGAAGACCUGCGGAACAGCUUCAUCCGCGGCUACCAAGCCGACCCCGAUUUUCGCGACAAGUACGCAAAUUGCUCCUCUCCUCAUCCAGCUCCUUCUCACUACCGGAUCCAAGAGGGGUACUUGCUUGUCCACACGCGGGGGAAGGACCUUCUUUGCGCACUGAGUGAUCCUCACUUGCGUACCCGGCUUCUUGGCGAGUUUCACGAUGCUCCCGCUACCGGACAUUUUGGAGUCAAUCGCACGAUUGGCCGACUUCGCCAGCGAUUUUGGUGGCCCGGACUUCUCGGCGACGUCACGCGCUACUGUGAGUCAUGCGAGGUUUGCCGACGUUGCAAAUCCCGCAAUCAUCGUCCGUACGGCGAGUUACGACCAUUGCCAGUCCCGUUGCGGCGAAGGGAAGCGAUUGGCAUGGACAUCACCGGCCCGUUCCCCAAGCACAAGACAGGAGUGGAUGGGAUUCUCACAAUGGUCGGCCGACUCACCAAGUUUGCCAUGUUUUUGCCUUGCCGUUAUCAUGCCAAGGCACCGGAGUUGGCCGAGGUUUUGUACGCUGGUUGGAUUCGCACCAAGGGUUACCCCAAGGAGAUCAUCUGCGACCGCGACACUCGGUUCGUGUCCGAUUUUUGGUUGGCGCUCAUCAAGCGAUGGGGCUCAUCUCUCAAGCCUAGUUCAGCUCGCCACCCUCAGACCGAUGGUCAGACAGAGAGGGCGCAUCAGACCGCACAGGUUCUUCUUCGCACUCUCAUCCGCCCCGACCAGAAAGACUGGGUUGAGCGACUGCCGGACGUUGAGUUGGCCUACAACUCUUCCAUCCACCCGGCUAUUGGGAUAUCGCCCUUCGAGUUUGAGCACGGCUCGCCGGUCACAUCACCGUUGGACACUAUCACUCCACGCACGRCCGAGAGCGACGACCAUCUUCUCUUCUUGCGUCGGAUGCAAGAGCUUCUUGUCAAGGCACGCGACCAGAUGGCUAAGACGCAGCAGCGCAUGAGCCAGCAGGCAAAUCACCAGCGUCUUCCUUGUCCAUUCCGCGCCGGAGACCUUGUCUGGGUUUCAGCAGCGGAAUUCGGCCUUGAACAGGACAUCUCUCGCAAGCUCCUUCCGAAAUGGAUGGGGCCUUGGACGAUCAUUGAGCCCGCUGGGGAUGCACCGGAAGGGCCUUCCUUCACGAUUCAGGUGCCUAGCCACUUGCCUGUCUACCCAAUCUUUCAUUGUUCCAAAUUGGCUCUGUACACGCCUGCGGCACAUGACUAUUUUCCCGGGAGACGUACGCAAGAUCCACCUUCUAUGGAUGGUUUUCAGGAGGUCGGCGACAUCAUCUCCCAGCGACGCUACGGCAACAAGCCAACUGAGUAUCUGGUGCAUUUUGCUUACUGCACUCAUCGAGCUGAUCGUUGGUUGACCCGUGCGGAACUGCAAGCGACAGCUCCAGACGUCCUCGCACGCUACGAACGCAAGAUGCAAUGCAAGCUGGUUUCUUCGGCUCCACGCCACGCCCGCGUCCAGGUUCCACCUUCAGAUCGACGGCUUCGCCCUCGCCCCGGCUUGACUUCAUAAGGAGAAGGGGGGGUUACAUGCAGCGCGUGCACACACGGGCCAUUUUGCAGGCCCGACGACCAUUUUGCACGCCCGAC